Spea bombifrons (plains spadefoot toad) is the source of this 3560-nucleotide messenger RNA. RefSeq names its product structural maintenance of chromosomes 5 (gene SMC5). Bases 147 to 3338 code for a protein of 1063 amino acids. The transcript has 24 exons. Gene Ontology annotation, biological process: double-strand break repair via homologous recombination. Gene Ontology annotation, cellular component: Smc5-Smc6 complex. NCBI's taxonomy places the organism in Eukaryota, Metazoa, Chordata, Amphibia, Anura, Pelobatidae. Gene Ontology annotation, molecular function: ATP binding; ATP hydrolysis activity. The record is from RefSeq and is a predicted model, not a curated record.
CGAAUAAGUGACAGAGGAUUGUUUUGCCCACACUCAAUAUGGCCGCUUUGGUGCUGGUACAUGUGGUGACGUAGCAGGACGAAUUGUUCAGAGGCAGAAAAGGGAAAUGUGAUACCGUUCAGGUGUUUGGCAAGUAGGGAGGCGAGAUGGCUACAACGCCAGGCGAGAAGAGUUCGAGUGGGACCAAGAUGUUUACUGGCAGACCGGAGAAGAACCAGCAGCUCGUGGAGGGAGCUAUCGUGAGGAUCAAAAUGGAGAACUUUUUAACCUACGAUGAAUGUGAACUCUUUCCUGGUCCUCACUUAAACAUGAUUGUUGGAGCUAAUGGGACAGGAAAGUCGAGCAUUGUUUGUGCCAUUUGUUUGGCAUUAGCUGGGAAAACGUCAUUUAUUGGUCGAGCAGACAAAGUUGGAUUCUACGUGAAGCAUGGAUGCCAGAAAGGGAUGGUGGAAUUAGAACUGUACAAAUCUUCUGGUAAUUUGGUUAUACGACGAGACAUUCAAUUUGCAAACAAUCAGUCCACGUGGUAUAUAAAUGGUAAAAGUGUAUCUCUCAAAUUCGUCGAGGAGCAGGUAGCUGCUCUGAAUAUUCAAGUGGGGAACCUUUGUCAGUUUCUACCCCAGGAUAAAGUUGGAGAAUUUGCCAAACUGUCAAAAAUAGAACUUCUGGAAGCCACAGAGAAAUCUGUCGGACCGCCAGAAAUGUACAGGUUUCACUGUGACUUAAAAAAUUGCAGGGAAAAAGAAAAAGAACUUGAGACUUCAUGUAAGAAUAAAGUUGAAUAUCUGGAAAAAAUGAAACAAACGAAUGAGCGCCACAAGCAGGAUGUGGCGAGGUACUAUGAAAGAAAGCGCCACCUCGAUAAAAUUGAAAUGCUGGAAAGAAAGAGGCCUUGGGUGGAGUAUGAAAAUGAACGUCAGCAAUAUGAGGAAGUAAAACAAAAGCGUGAUGUUUUAAAAGUGGAGCUUUUAAAAUUAAAAGAACAACUAAUUCCAAUGACUCACAAGAUCCAACAGCUAGAGAAGCAGCAGAAGGGCAUAGAUGGCAAAAUUAUACAAAAGGGGACAGAGAUUAAAGAAACUUCACAGAAGUGCAAGCAGAAACAGGAUGUUUUGGAAAGGAAAGACAAACAGAUAGAAGAAAUUCAACAAUCUCUAAGAAUGCGGAGAGAUGAGGAGCUGGAUAGACAGAAGAAAAUUGGUAAUAUCCGUAAGAUGAUCGAGGACUGGAAAAAUGAGCUGAGGUCUUUGGGGAGUCAAGAAAACCUUCAGCCGGAGCUGGAUUCCAUCGAUAGCGAGCUACGCCACAUUCAAGAAGAGAAGGCAAAUGUUGAAAAUGAAAUGAGUGACCUGCGCAUGGAAAAAGACAACUUAGAGAGAGACAGGAAAAAUAAGCUCAAUCUUAUUAAACAGUUUGAGAAUUUGAUGAAUCUAAAGGAGGAAAAACUGAGAAAAAGGUUUGCGGACACCUACAAUGCUGUCGUCUGGUUAAAAGAAAACAAGGAUCGCUUUCAGCACAGCGUUUGCCAACCCAUUAUGCUAGAAAUUAACAUGAAAGACCAACAACAUGCAAAAUAUGUUGAAAAUCACAUUUCAAUGAAUGACAUGAGAGCAUUUGUUUUUGAAAGCAAAGAAGACAUGGACAUGUUUCUAAGAGAGGUACGCGACAAGCAAAGGCUAAGAGUAAAUGCUGUUUGUUCUCCCCAAGAAUCAUUUGCUGACAAAAGGCCCAUCAGACCAAUAUCUGAUCUAAAACAGUACGGAUUCUUCUCAUACCUAAGAGAACUGUUUGAUGCCCCCCAUCCUGUAAUGAAUUACCUGUGCUUCCAGUAUCAUGUGCAUGAAGUACCUGUGGGGACACAGCAAACCAGAUCCAUGAUUGAAAAAGUCAUCCAGGAGACUAAACUUAGGCAAAUGUUCACAGCAGAGGAAAAGUAUUCAAUGAAAGUGUCUGCUUAUACCAACAAAGUUAUUUCUAGCAAUACGUCGCUAAGGGGAGCACAGUUCCUCACGGUCACUGUGGAUGCAGAGGAAAGGCGACAGGUGGAAGAACAGAUUAAGGAUAUUCAGAAACUGUGUUCUAGGGUAGACUCUCGCUUUGGAGAGCUGGUCGAGAGACAGAAACUUCUAGAAAAAAGAGAUAAUGAACUGAGACUGAGGAAAAAAGAAAUAUUGGAUAUGAAGACAAAAAAGCGACAACUAGAACAAAAAAUUAGCACCAGAUAUGAUAGCUUAAAGCAGUUGGAACAUGAUAAUAAUAAUUUAGAUGUCGCAGAGCAGCAAGCCACUGCCACGAUAAAAGAAAUCAGUGUCCAGAAAGCAAAACUCGUUACAGAGCUGACAGAGUUAAUAAAGAGAUGUACAAUUCUAAGUAUGGAAAAAGUUGAUUUGGCCCUUCAAAGCACGUCUGUGUUUUCCGAAAAGAACAGGCUGGAAUCACAGUACAAAGAAGCAACAUCACAGCAUAGAGUUCUUGAGAAUCAAUUCAGUACUAUAGAAGAGAGGAAACGUAACUUACUGGAAAGUUGCAAGGAGCUGUUAAAAAGAGCAAGAGAAAAAUGUAACCUGGGACAGAAUAAAGAAGUCCCACAAGAUUUUCAGAUUGCUUUUCAGGCACUUCCAAAUGCAUUGGACGAAAUAGAUGCUUUGCUGAAUGAAGAACGAUCCAGAGAAUCUUGCUUCACAGGCUUAAACGCUUCAGUUGUUGAUGAAUACAAUAAAAGGAAUAAGGAAUUACAAGAUCUGACAAAGGAACUUGAACAGAAACAAAGUGAAUUGGACAAUUACAGGCAAAAUAUUUCACAGGUGAAAGAAAAGUGGUUAAACCCUCUGAAGCAGUUGGUUGAAAAAAUCAAUGAACAGUUCAGUGGUUUCUUCCGUUCCAUGCAGUGUGUUGGUGAAGUGGAUCUUCACACGGAAAAUGAGGAAGAAUAUGAUAAGUAUGGAAUAAGGAUCCGUGUAAAGUUUCGAAGCAGCACCCAACUUCAUGAGCUUACACAGCACCAUCAGAGUGGAGGAGAACGUAGCGUUUCCACAAUGCUUUAUUUGAUGGCUCUUCAGGAGAUCAACAGGUGUCCUUUCAGAGUAGUGGAUGAAAUAAAUCAGGGAAUGGACCCAGUUAAUGAAAGAAGAGUGUUUGAAAUGGUUGUAAAGACAGCUUGCAAAGAAAACACUUCUCAAUAUUUCUUCAUCACGCCAAAGCUUCUCCAGAAUCUUACAUAUGCAGAGAAAAUGACAAUAUUGUUUGUCUACAAUGGGCCAUUUAUGCUAGAACCCAGAAAAUGGAACUUAAAAGCCUUCCACAAAAGACGGAAAAGAGUUUCUGCUAUGGAUAAUUGAAAAUAUUUGUAUUUUUAUGUACGUUUCUUUGUUCCAUGGUUGUUUUUCUAAGUUAGACAUCUAAUAUUAAAUCCUUUGUAAGAAAUAUAACCAACAAAAUAUGCAAUAAAAAUUAAACCUCCGUAAUACGAUGGCUAAAGCAGUCGACUUUUUUGAGAAAUAAUGUCCUGACAUGUCCUGAUGAAAGUCUACAAUAAAUAGACUGAAACGUUGACUAGAAAA